Fundulus heteroclitus (mummichog) is the source of this 1717-nucleotide messenger RNA. RefSeq names its product docking protein 4 (gene dok4). Gene Ontology annotation, biological process: cell surface receptor protein tyrosine kinase signaling pathway; positive regulation of MAPK cascade. Gene Ontology annotation, cellular component: cytoplasm. NCBI's taxonomy places the organism in Eukaryota, Metazoa, Chordata, Actinopteri, Cyprinodontiformes, Fundulidae. The transcript is spliced from 7 exons. The record is from RefSeq and is a predicted model, not a curated record. Bases 956 to 1717 code for a protein of 253 amino acids.
UUGCUCUAUGAGCUUGACGCAUUGGUGUUGCCGGACCCAUCACUACUGGACACCGAACCAUCACAAGUACCUCUGACCUAGUCUCUCUGCCUGAUCCCCUGGUUACCCUUGUCUGAGUGUGUGCAUUGCUGGAAAUAGACCUCGGACCGCUUCUGGAUUCCCACUCUGUCUCACCCUCUGGUACCUCAGCUUGUCUCUGAUCUCCUUUGCAUGAAUUUGGACUGUUCCCUGGAUUUCCCCAGCUCAGUUACACACCUCUCAAAAACACAGCCUCAAAGAAUACAAUCUGCAAGCCUCCUGGACCUACUGCUUAGAUUCUGUCGCAAACCAGAUUCAAGAAAGGUUAGUGGCCUCUAUUCUUUGUGCACAAUUAACCACUGGAUCAUACAGCUACUAACCUUUCCUCUCUCCUUUUAGUGGUUCCUGAGUGCAUUCCAGCCAGUUUCCAGUCUCUCUACACCUGCUGCUUAAAUAAAUCUUUAAAACUGCUCUUUAUGUCUCAGCUGAAUUAUCAGGUUCUACCUUUGGUGCAUUACAGGCCUUUGCAUUAAGCAAGCCAUCCUGCACGGCUGUUUGUAAUGUAGUGUGCCAGUAACAUGAAUAUUGGACUGAAUAGUUUAAUUAAUAUUUUUUUAUAUUUUUCUUUCCAUUUUUUUCACCAAGGAUUGGGAUGCAGCGUUCUACAUAGGGAUAUGAAAAGGACCUGUCUGGAGAGCAAAAAGAAGCUUGGGGAAAGAGUGGUAGGAGAAAUAAUUGUGGGGAUUCAGUGAAGGGGAAGAAGCAAAGGCCAACGGAAGUAAGAGAAAGUGGAAAAGGAUAACCUAAAGAACACAAACCUAACUGAAGCUUAAAGCUAAGGAGAAAUAGUUGCCUGCUUGAAGGACAGGAGGAACAUCUGGAUAAGUCCCCCCACAUCCUCCCCAGUUGCUGCCAGCAAGUUCUCUACCCUUGAAGGAUGGCCUCCAACUUCAUGGACAUCAUCAAACAGGGCUAUGUACGAAUGCGGAGCCGGAAGCUGGGGAUCUAUCGGCGCUGCUGGCUUGUAUUCAAGAAGUCUUCCAGCAAAGGACCCUGUCGUCUUGAGAAAUACCCUGAUGAGAAGGCUGCCUACAUCAGAGGAUGUCCUAAAGUGACAGAAAUGAGUAACAUCAAGAACAUCACCCGGUUACCUCGGGAUACCAAGCGACAGGCAGUAGUCAUUGUGUUCACAGAUGAAACUUCACGCACCUUCACCUGUGAAUCAGAGCUGGAAGCAGAGGACUGGUUCAAGAUGCUAUCAAUAGAGUGUCUUGGUUUGCGACUGAAUGACAUCAGCAUGGGAGAACCGGAUCUGCUGUCUGCUGGAGUACAGUGUGAACACUCAGAGCGUUUCAACGUGUUUCUCCUUCCCUGUCCCAACCUCGACAUCUAUGGGGCGUGUAUGAUGCAGAUAACCCAUGAAAACAUAUAUCUGUGGGAUAUCCACAACCCUCACACCAAACUGGCUACUUGGCCCCUCUGCUGUCUUCGCCGCUAUGGACGUGAUGACACUCUGUUCACUUUUGAGGCUGGACGGAUGUGUGAUGGUGGUGAAGGCCUCUACACCUUCCAGACCAAAGAGGGCGAGCAGAUCUACCAGCGAGUCCACUCCUCUACACUGGCGAUUGCUGAGCAGAGCAAAAAGGUCCUGCUGGAGAUUGAGAAAAAAAGGAGGGGGAAGUCAACCAUCCCGACGUGA